AUGAGGAUCACGGAGAUUGUUAUAGAUGGCUUCAAAUCGUACGCCGUGCGAACGGUGAUCUCGGGAUGGGAUGAAGCGUUCAACUCGAUCACCGGCCUGAACGGCUCCGGGAAAUCCAACAUCCUCGAUGCCAUCUGUUUCGUCCUCGGUAUCACCAACAUGAGCACCGUCCGCGCCCAGAACCUACAAGAUCUCAUCUACAAGCGCGGCCAGGCCGGUGUGACCAAAGCCAGCGUCACCAUCGUCUUCGAUAACCGGGACACGUCCAAGUCGCCGAUCGGGUUCGAGGAAUACGCCAACAUCUCUGUUACCCGCCAGAUUGUCCUAGGAGGAACGAGCAAAUACCUGAUCAAUGGCCACCGCGCACAGCAGCAGACUGUGCAGAACCUGUUUCAGAGCGUGCAGCUCAACAUCAACAACCCGAACUUCUUGAUCAUGCAGGGUCGCAUCACCAAGGUGUUGAACAUGAAGGCGGUGGAGAUUCUGUCGAUGAUCGAGGAAGCGGCUGGGACGCGCAUGUUUGAGGAUCGACGGGAGAAGGCGAUCAAGACCAUGAGCAAGAAGGAAUUGAAGCUAAAGGAGAUCGAAGAACUUCUGAAAGAAGAGAUCGAACCGAAGCUGGAGAAGCUUCGAUCCGAGAAGCGUGCGUUUCUUGAUUUCCAACAAACGCAAAAUGAUUUGGAGCGCCUGACUCGUCUGGUUGUGGCACACGACUACGUUCGCGGCGGCGAGCGACUGCGAGUCGCAGGUGAAGAGUGCGAUAACAAGCGAAUGAAGGCACAAUCGCUGGAGGAGAAUGCGGACAAGUUGAAGAGUGAGAUUGCGCACUUGGAAGAGGAUGUCAAACGGGUUCGGGCAGCACGCGAUAUAGAGCUUCGGAAGGGCGGCAAGUUCCAGGCCCUCGAGGACGAAGUCAAGAACUAUUCACAUGAGCUGGUUCGGCUGACCACCGUUUUCGACCUCAAGAAUACAAGCAUGGUUGAGGAGAAAGAGAAGCGGAAGACCAUCCAGAACACCGUGGCCGAUCUUGAGAAGCAGCUGAAAGAGAAGAAAAAGGUCUACGACAAGCUUCAAGCGCAGUUCGACACUGCCAAAUCUGAACUUGAUGCGCAGACGAAGGAGGUGGAGCAGAAGGAAGAGCUGCUUCAAACGCUGCAGACCGGUGUUGCCUCAAAGGAAGGACAAGAAAGCGGAUACCAGGGUCAGUUGCAAGACGCAAGGAACCGUGCUAGCAACGCCGCAACGGAGCAGGAACAGGCCAAGCUCAAGAUCACCAACUACGAGAAGAGGAUCAAAGAGGAAGAGCCCCGAGCAAAGAAGGCCAAGGAGCAAAACUCGGGUCUCCUGAAAGACCUGGAAGGUCUGAAGGCGCAAGGGAAAAAGUUGGAAGGCGAGCUUAGCCGGCUUGGAUUUGAGCCGGGCAAAGAGGACCAGAUCUACCAAGAGCAGUCGCAACUACAACGGGAUAUCCGCGACUUGCGCCAAAGGGCCGAUGGUCUUAAACGAAAGGCAGCCAAUAUCGACUUCAACUACACUGACCCUCACCCCAACUUUGACCGGUCCAAGGUCAAGGGUCUGGUUGCUCAACUCUUCACCCUCAACAAAGACCAGCUCGAGGCUGCUACGGCGCUGGAAAUUUGUGCCGGUGGUCGUCUCUACAACGUUGUGGUUGACAGUGCAGACGUUGGUACGCAGCUGCUGCAGAACGGUAAAUUGCGCAAGCGCGUUACCAUUAUUCCUCUAAACAAGAUCUCGGCAUUCAAAGCCUCCGCUGAGAAGAUUGGUGCGGCCCAGAAUCUUGCUCCCGGCAAGGUGGACUUGGCCUUAUCCUUGAUCGGCUACGAUGAAGAAGUGCUUGCGGCGAUGAACUAUGUGUUCGGCAACACCCUGAUCUGCAAGGACGCCGAAACUGCCAAGAAGGUGACCUUCGAUCCUUCUGUCCGGAUGAAGAGCGUCACUUUUGAUGGUGACGUGUAUGAUCCCUCUGGUACUCUUUCUGGAGGAAGCUCGCCGAAUUCAAGCGGCCUGCUUGUUACAUUGGGCAAGCUCAAUGAGAUCUCGAGGGAACUGAGGAGCAAGGAGCGCCAGCUGGCGACAUUGGAGGAAAAUAUGAAGCGGGAGAAGAAGAAGCUGGAUGCGGUUCGCUCUAUCAAGCAGGAGCUGGACCUCAAGACCCAUGAGAUUAAGCUCACCGAGGAGCAGAUCAACAGCAACUCUUCUUCAUCGAUUAUCCAAGCCGUCGAAGAGAUGAGGGCGAACAUCGAGCAACUAAAGGCCGACAUCACCAAUGCUAAGGCUCGCCAGAGCGAGGCAUCCAAGGAUAUCAAGAGAAUCGAAAAGGACAUGAGCGAGUUCAGUAAUAACAAGGACAGCAAGUUGGCGGAACUGCAGACGUCACUCGACGCUCUCAAGAAGCGGCUCACCAAGAACUCUGUUUCCGUCAAAGAACUCCAGAAAGAAUUGCAGACUUCCCGGUUGGACUCGGAGCAAGUGGGCAGUGAUCUUUCGGCAGCGGAAGAGCAGUCUGCCGAAUCGGACAGCACUUUGAAGGCACAACUCGAGGAGAUUGAGUCUCUGAGGCGAGAACAGGCACGACUGAAGGAUGCCCACGAUGUGGCUCAGGCUCAGCUCGACGAUGAAAGAGCCAAACUGACUGGCUUUGACGAUGAACUGCGAGAACUCGAGGAGACAAUACAGUCCAAGACAUCUCAGGUCACCGAGGAAGGUCUAGAGAUGCAGAAACUCGGCCAUCAACUCGAGAAGCUUCAGAAGGAUCAGCACAGUGCGGCUCAGGCUGUUGCGCAUAUGGAACAGGAGCACGAGUGGAUUGCAGACGAGAAGGAGCACUUUGGACGUCCGAACACGGCCUACCACUUCCAGAACCAAAAUAUCGCCGAAUCUAAGUCGACCCUGAAGAACCUGACGGAGCGGUCUCAGGGCAUGAAGAAGAAGAUCAACCCGAAGGUCAUGAACAUGAUCGACAGCGUCGAGAAGAAGGAAGCCGCGUUGAAGAACAUGAUGAGAACGGUCAUCCGUGACAAGAGCAAGAUCGAGGAGACCAUCCUCAACCUCAACGAGUACAAGAAGGAGGCUCUCCACAAGACCUGGGUCAAGGUCAACGCGGACUUCGGGCAGAUCUUCGCCGAGUUGCUGCCGGGCAGCUUUGCCAAGCUCGAUCCUCCAGAGGGUAAAGAUAUCACCGACGGCCUGGAGGUCAAGGUGUCACUCGGCAAGGUCUGGAAACAGAGCCUAACGGAGCUGAGUGGCGGACAGCGAUCUCUCAUCGCUUUGUCGCUGAUCAUGGCCCUCCUGCAAUUCAAGCCGGCCCCGAUGUACAUUCUGGACGAGGUCGACGCAGCGCUGGAUCUAUCUCACACGCAGAACAUCGGCCGAUUGAUCAAGACCCGUUUCAAGGGAUCUCAAUUCAUCGUAGUUUCGCUCAAGGACGGCAUGUUCCAGAACGCUAACCGCAUCUUCCGCACGCGGUUCAGCGAGGGAACCAGUAUUGUGCAGGCGCUAACACCGGCCGAUAUGAAAUAA
Molecule: messenger RNA, 3540 nt
Organism: Penicillium lagena
Lineage: Eukaryota; Fungi; Ascomycota; Eurotiomycetes; Eurotiales; Aspergillaceae
Product: condensin subunit SMC2
Exons: 6
Coding region: 1-3540 (1179 amino acids)
Biological process (GO): chromosome organization
Cellular component (GO): chromosome
Molecular function (GO): ATP hydrolysis activity; protein binding; ATP binding
Source: RefSeq, a predicted model, not a curated record